CAGAAUCGAAGCAAGUAGGAACUUCAUGGCGACAGGUGAUCGUGCAAAUCGAGGGGUGUCGUGGGAGUCAAAUGGACCUCAUGGACAUGCCCCGGCGCUCUUAUACUCGAUCCCAUCUCGGAGCCGGCUAUCUUCCCGGGCGCAGGUAUAAUCAGAAUCUGAAAAUAGCCAAGGCCGCUCGGCGAAAAGUCGCUUUUCAUUCCAUUCUGAUGGAGAUGGGUGCGGUAUGAGAGGUGUUGAUUAAACGCCACGGUAAAUGCAUGCCGAUAGAAAGUGCCUUCCCCAUGGAACAAUAUUCCGGCAGAUCAGGGAAGGCGAUCGUCUGGGGCGGACCCUUGACUAUGUCCGUCGAAGAACACCUUGUGCGAAUCGUGAGGCUCUCGGCGUAAUUCCCUAUAUGACUUUGACAUCCGCGGCUAAAGUCGACCGGGUCCUCACCCAGUCAGGUGAACAGCCAAGAGUCUAUUGUCCCAUAUUAGUUGAAUGUGUUGCUUCCUUUUUCAAUAUCCAUAGCUCGAUCAAACCACUCUCUGUAUGUUCGAUUCGUGGAGAAAUUGUACGUGACGGUGCAAGGUUCUCCCAUGAACCAGAUCGAGUAACGGAAACACUCCAUGCAUGGCUCCGAUUCGCGUCUGGCGACAAGCACUUCCCCAGGAAAGCUGAUAUGACUUGCCCUCUCAUCCGGGAACAGAAUACUGGAAGGCUGUCGAAGAGCGGGAGAACAUUGUGCCACGCAGCGCUAUUGGCUUCGCGAACGGGAAGCUCCCCUUCUCAGCUAACGCAAAUAGAACAGUAGGCGGAGAUCAACCGAGGCUGGACCACAUCCAACUAUAGACGCGGGAGGAAUUGCGAGAUGUGUUGAGUAUUGACUUGACAGUGCGGCGUUCGCAGCGCCUUC
Trematosphaeria pertusa is the source of this 898-nucleotide messenger RNA. RefSeq lists its product as uncharacterized. The record is from RefSeq and is a predicted model, not a curated record. The transcript has a single exon. Lineage: Eukaryota; Fungi; Ascomycota; Dothideomycetes; Pleosporales; Trematosphaeriaceae. Bases 257 to 796 code for a protein of 179 amino acids.